Messenger RNA from Melospiza georgiana, 1857 nucleotides. It is a transcript of the gene SUSD5, whose product is annotated as sushi domain containing 5. Bases 1 to 1857 code for a protein of 618 amino acids. Gene Ontology annotation, molecular function: hyaluronic acid binding. The record is from RefSeq and is a predicted model, not a curated record. NCBI's taxonomy places the organism in Eukaryota, Metazoa, Chordata, Aves, Passeriformes, Passerellidae. The transcript has 5 exons. Gene Ontology annotation, biological process: cell adhesion; Notch signaling pathway.
AUGGCUCCAGGCUCUCAGAGAUUCCCUCUCACCUUUCUCCAGGGCGUGGGAUCUGUCUUCUUCUUCUUCUUACUUCAGAUCAUCUCUGUUCAGGCUGAUGGCAAAGUGUUUGCACUUGAGUCCAAGAACAACUCUCAGGGUCUGGAUUUAGCCGAAGCUGAGAAAGCCUGUGUUGACCUGAGUGCUCGCCUAGCAACUGCAGAAGAGCUGAAAAGGGCUGUUCUGGACUGUUCUUUUGCUGGCUGCACCACAGGAUGGCUCGCCAGCGGCUCUGCUGGGACAAUUAUAUGCAGAAAGACGGGCAGCAAACAGCAGAGCGUGAAAGCCAUUGAUGUUAGAAUUGAAACCGAUCCCUUUGUGAAUGACCAAUAUGAUGCUUUUUGUGUAAAGGAUGAAGACAAGCCCUGUGGGGACCCACCAUCCUUCCCCCACACCAUCCUGCACGGCCACACUGGCUUUGACAUGGGGGACGAGCUGCUGUACGUCUGUGCCCAGGGCUAUGCCAUGGGCAACAAGGAGUCGGCGUUCACGCUGCUCUGCGACAGCUGCGGGGAGUGGUACGGCCAGGUCCAGGCCUGCGUCAAAGAUGAAACCGAGGCACACAUUGACUAUGAAGAUAACUUUCCCAUUGACAGAUCAAUUCCUGUUGCUGAGAAUGACCAUGGCAAUGGCAAAGAGGAAAUUGAGCAGGAGCAAAUACAGCUUUCCUUCAGUGAGGAAGGAAGAACUGGGAGUACCAAUGGGGUUACUCAGCACACAGACAUUGCUGAAAAGGGAAGCAGGGCACCCACUGAGUCCCCUGUGUCACUCCUCAGCCAAAAAAACUUGUUUUGGUUUCCAUCAGAAACUUUCAGUGAGCCCGAACCAGAGAAAGAGACAGAUGAUUCCACUAAAGCACAGUUUUCUGAAGGUGAUAACCACAUUGGUGUGAAGACAGUCUAUGAUGAACCUGGUGCCAAAAUGUUUUAUGACAGUGAGGAUUUCCCCAUUGGACCCAUUCUCACAACCAAUGAUACAAAGACAGCGAUGGGUGCGGUUGCCAUCACUGACGAGUCGUGGUUGGAUGGAUACCCAGUAACACAAGAGGUGGUGGAGGAUGAUGAAGAGGGUGAUAAAGUCGAUGGUUCCAUGGGAACAGAAGAUGACAUCAUCCUCACCACGGACCAGCCAAAUCACGUGGAAGUAAGAAAAUCAGGAAAUGGCAGCCCAGCUCCAGAGGAAGGUCUGACAGAGAUUGUGGCAGCAACAACAGCGGCAGGUGAUGAAGGGGCUGAAGAGACAGCAGUGCCACCUACAUCAGUGAGUGGUCUGGAGAGCUUCAGUGUCAGCAGGGGUUAUGAUGAUGCUGUGUGGGAACAUCUGGCAACAUCUCUGGAAACUGUGACUCAGGAGCCCACUACAACGAUGCUGUUUGACAUCAGCAGCUUAACAACAUCCAUGUCAGAGACCUCUGUGACCGUCAGCCCCUCUGAUCACACUCCAUACACAGAACCAAGAGACAUGACCACCUACCCAGAACAAGUAGCAACCACUGCACCAGCUCCAGACAUCAUUACUGACACAGCGACCCAGGACUUAGCUGAGCAAGAAAAUCUCACCCAGGGCCUUGGAGAAAAGCCUGGCCCCACUUCUGAGCCAUGUGAGGGAGAGGAUUGUCCCAAGUCCACUAAAGGUGCUAUCAUAGCAGUAAUAGUGAUUCUUCUCUGCUUGUUACUGGUUGCAGCUGUUCUGGCAGUGUGGUUUUUCAAAAAAAGGCAGCAGAAAAAUUCUGUUUAUAAACUAAAUGGAAGGUGUCAGCCCAGACAUCACUGUUACCACCACUACCACCACCAGCACAUCGAAAUGCAGAAGGUCUAA